This is a messenger RNA of Metopolophium dirhodum (rose-grain aphid), 1911 nucleotides long. RefSeq lists its product as uncharacterized. NCBI's taxonomy places the organism in Eukaryota, Metazoa, Arthropoda, Insecta, Hemiptera, Aphididae. Bases 1054 to 1866 code for a protein of 270 amino acids. The record is from RefSeq and is a predicted model, not a curated record. The transcript is spliced from 11 exons.
UUUAUAAAUGAAAAUACUGUAGAUUGUGUCCCCCCCAGUAAUUGGAUUAAGGAUAAUACCUGUGCCUGGCCGUUUAACCAAAACCAUGCUAGAAGAAUGAUUGAACAAAAAUAUCAACCAAAUAAUAAAGAAUUUACUUAUUUUAAAAUAAGAAUCCUUAGUUCUGGUAUAAAAACUUUAGAAGAAGCAGAUUUUAAAGCUAAUAAAGCUCAAAAUACAACAGACCUAUCUGAUGAUGACAAUAAUAAAAAACGAAUUAAAAUAAAUAAAGUCUGUGGAAUGUCCUAUGUACAAUUCAGGAGAAAUAAUUAAUAGAAAUAGUAUUUAUUUAUUAUUGGUUGCUAUUGGUUAAUCGGGAAGAUCAGGUACAAGCAUGCAUCAAAUCGAAUUUUCACACAUUGCCUACCAGGGUGGCUGAGUUGCACUUACUGCAGUGAGUUACACCAAAAAGGAGUUGAACAAUCACAAUUUGUUUAAGAGUUGUCAUUUUUUACGGGCCACAAUAUACGCUAUACCUACGAUAACCGCAGGUAGAUUGCCUACCUGAUAAUAUACUGCUGCGAAUCAGAAUUUUUAUUCCAGGCAUCAGAAAAGUUAAGAUAAAUUUUGAACACCGUACACCGAAUAUUAAAUAACGAAUUGAACAAAGUUUGAGUCAUAUAGAGUUGGUACAUUUAACGGGCAACGAAGUGCACAGGAUCAGCUAGUUUAUAAUAUAUUAAUAUAUAUAUUAACAAUAAAUAUUUUUUAAUUUUUAGAUUCUGAUGGUAGUGGCAUUGGCACAAUGUGAAAGAAAAAUAAGAAUACUCAAAUAAAUCUGUUGAAAAAAAAAAUGGUUGGUCUCCUUCUCCAAAAGAAAUUGAAGGCACAUUAUCUUUCAAAAGGAAACUUACAUUUGGAUUUGAUAAUUUAAAAAAAAAAGCUAAUCCACUGAAAAAUAUUAGUCAUCAUAUAAGUUCUCUCAAAAGUCCAGAUGCUGAAAAAUCUACAUUGUUAAAAAGAAACAAUUUUGAUGAAAAAAACCAUACACAGAGAUCAUCAUUCUCGCAUCUUAUGAUUAAUUCAGAUGACGUAUGUCCUAUAGAUGCUGAAAAAUCUUCAUUGUUGAAAAGAAACUGUUAUGAUGAAAGUAACAACACACAGACAUCAUUAUUCUCACCUGCUAUGAUUAAUUCAGAUAAUGACGAGGCUGGAGGGACAUCAUUUUUUAGCAGAAAACUUAAAUUUAAAACUGAUUAUUCUAUAGAAAGAAGAAAUCAUAUGGAUAAUAUUAGAUACAUUAGUCCUCGCAAUAGUCCUGUUUUUUCUAACAAUGAAGUUCCUUUUGAUCUGGAGAAAUCCACUGGAAGAAAAUCAUUUUCAUUAUGUGAAGAUCAUGAUGCGAUCAAUGAUAAAGAGUUCAAAAAACAAAUCAUAAGACAUGUUAUGUAUUUCAAAGUAAUGCUGAAACAUAUUACAAACACACUAACAAAUAAUCACUAUGAAUUGUUAGAGAGAGUACAAUCAAUUGAAAAGUUUCUGGAGGAUAAACCAACUAAAUUUUAUGAACAAACAAAUGUAGACAUAAACUGUAUGUCCGAUUGCUCUAUACCAGUAGAUAAUGUAGUGGAUUUAAACACUUUAGAGGACAAAACUUUGGGCGAUCAAGAAUUCAAAAAAGCUUUGAUAAAUGAAUUAUCACAUGUUGGAGGGAAAAAUGUAAAAACGGCCGUGAAGAGAAUCAUUUCAAAACUAUUUACAAAUUGUUUUCUUGCGGACUAUUCAUUUACUGGUAAAAAGGGAAAAAAGAAAUUUUGCGAUUUGUUUAUAUUUCCAAUUAUUUUAAAAUCCAUAAAAAAAACAAGUAAAAUUCAAAAGUGCAAGUGAUCAUGAAAUAGAAGAACCGUUAAAAAUAUAUUUGGCUCAAGCACC